AUUUCUGGAAUGGCUGCGAAUACAUUUUUCAUACUCCUGUCUUCGCCAGCGUUUAAUUUUCUGAAUUAAGUUGACGGUUGAGUUGAACUAAACUGUAUGUAUCGGUAUAUUUCAGUAUUUAUAUUUUAUUGUAAGUGCCUCGUCGUCAAUUCAUGCAUUAUGUCCGAUUUCCCGUUGCAGCAACGCCAACGAUCUCAACAUUCUCAAAACCCUGCUUUUGCAAAAUUUGUUAACAAAACUGAUAGGAACGUUUCUGUUGAAUGGCUCAACUUUCAGGGAAAUCAUGUUGUGUAUAAAGACAGAUUAGAACCAAGAGAUUAUAUAUUGAUGGAUACUUUCAAGACACAUCCUUGGGUUUUUUAUGAGAGUAUUUGCAGACAUCCACUCACUUUCCUUCCUAAUUUUGAGAAAAUCUACUUUCCAGUUGAAUGGAGUGGAGAACAUCAAAGAUUUCAUUCCGUUGAAAUUGUGAAUCCUCUUUUGAAUUUAAGGCAAAUAUGCUUGAACUACUUGCACCGUUACUUGGUGGUAAAUUGUGAAUAUACCUCUAUUGCUAUAUUUGACUCGAAAGUUGAUCAACUCUUUGAUGGAUUACCUGUUGUAUUAGCUAAUGACUUGAAACAGUUAUCGAAAGAUCAGGAUAAUAAAAACCUUCCUAUUUAUUUUGAAGGAGAUUAGUAUCUAUAAUGUAUAGAUCAGGAUAAUACCUUGAUACUGUUUACAGAAAAAAAUUGGCUUGAUAUCUUUGGUACUUUAAAUAUUUUGAUUGUCGUAUACUUAAUCUCUAAUGUUUAUUUGAUUUUAAGUUUAGAACAUAAGAUUGUUGUAUGAGUAUAAUAUCAACUAGUAUUUAUUUAAAAAACUUACUUUUCUGACACAAAUUUUAUAUAAUAUGAUUUUAGACUCGGCAAUUCUUUCUUAAAAAACCUAUAUAUCAAUGUAUAUUAUAUGUUUUAUAAAGCUGAUGCUUGUUUUUAUUUUUUCUAUUCUAACAUUAUGCAAAAGUCUUCAAUUUUUGUACCUUUCAUUAACUGUCGUUUAUUAUGCACUCCAAACCUAUUGUCCGAAUGUUCCUAGUGAGGUAACAUCUCAUUAAGUUUCUAAUGCAAAUUUGGUGAUGCUACUUGAUUUUUCCGAAUUGAAAUUGAAGUUUAAUGUGUUUAUUGGUUUUGAAAUGUAAAGCUAGGUUUCUUCUAAAUAAAAACUAUAUUGCAAGUAUCUUGUCAAUACCUUUUUAUAUUAUUAGUUGAUUAUCGUAAGGUCUCUCUGUAGUAUGACAUUUUUUCAUUAUGACUGAAAUCAAGACAUUUGUAUAUUCAUGGCUUGGAAAACAAAAGCUAACUCCAGUUUAUGAUGUUCAAGCUGGUGGCAACAAGUAUAAACCAAGAUUUAAAUGUGAGCUCAGAGUUGAUACAAUACCUUAUGCUGGAAUAGGAAACUCAACAAAUAAGAAGGAUGCCCAAGCAAAUGCUGCCUGGGAUUUUGUUAAUUAUCUUGUUCGAGCUGGAAAAAUGAAGCCUUCUGAAGUACCCCCAAAAUCGGGUGUCAGCACUGGUCCUAUGGUGCCACCAAACAAUGGAUCCCAAUUUUCCAGCACUGGCAUGAUGAGUGAAGGAGGUCAACCACUUCCUGGUUCUCUUCCUCCUCACCUUCAACUAAAACAGGAAAUGCAGAGGCAGGAUGGUUUUUCUCAAAACCAACCAUCAGACCAAUUCAUGUCUUCUGGAUUCCAAGGUUAUGGCAUGGGAAGUGCUGGCCCUUCUGAGAGAGGUGGGGCAUUGCAUGAAUAUUAUGAUAAGAGAAGAAAAUUGGAAGAGAUGGAGGAGAAAGAGACAUUUGCAUCAGAAGAAGUUGACAUGAAUUCUCGUCUCCAUGGAAACUGGACAAUUGACAAUGCGAAAUCAAGAUUGAAUGAAUUUUUUCAAAAGGAAAAGAUCUCUGCAGAUUAUAAGUAUAGUCAAGUUGGACCUGACCAUAACAAGAGCUUUAUUGCUGAGAUGGCUAUCUAUGUCAAGAAAAUUGGAAGAACUCUUCAUGCUCGAGAACAUGGGUCUAAUAAAAAAAAUGCAUCACAGUCGGCAGCUUUAUCUCUUGUACGACAAUUGUUUCAUCUUGGUGUUAUUGAAAAUUAUACUGGCUUAACCAAGAAGAAACAAAGUGAUGAGGCCGAACCCUAUGAUGUAACACUGAAUCCACAAGUUAUUGCUCAUUUGAAGGAAUCUCUUGCUACUUUGGAAAUUGCACCUGCUGUUCCUCCACCUAAUGCUAAUCCAAAUCAGAACCCAGUCAGUUUGAUUCCUCAGAAAAAAAUAUUCUUUCCACCUUCUCAACGGAAACUUGUAGCAGGAGUGAUUCCAUGGUCACCACCUCAAGCUAAUUGGAAUCCGUGGACAAGUUGUAACAUUGAUGAAGGACCUUUAGCUAAUAUGACUUCUGAACAAAUUAGCCAUGACUUAUUGAAUGAAUACAAUUAUGCAUUGGAUAACAACAAUCUGAUGAACAAGAUGAUGAAUGAACGUGCUGAUUUACCAAUAUUUUCAUACAGAGAUGAAUUAUUAGAAAAGAUACAGAAAAAUCCUGUAAUUAUUAUCAGAGGACAGACAGGUUCUGGUAAAACUACACAGGUUCCUCAGUAUGUUCUCGAAUCUUUGAUUGAAUCAAAUAGAGCAUCAGAUUGUAAUAUUAUUGUGACUCAACCAAGAAGAAUAAGUGCUGUUACUGUUGCUGAAAGAGUUGCUGAAGAAAGGGGGGAAGAUCUUGGUCAAAGUGUUGGAUACAGUGUCAGAUUUGAUUCUGUUUUACCAAGACCUCACGCUGGAAUCCUGUUUUGUACUGUUGGUGUUCUGCUCAGAAAAUUGACUGCUGGUUUGAGAGGAAUCUCCCAUGUUGUAGUUGAUGAAAUUCAUGAACGUGACAUCAAUACUGAUUUUCUUCUUGUUGUUCUUCGUGAUAUUGUUGCCACAUUUACCGGGAUUCGUAUUAUAUUGAUGUCAGCCACAAUUGAUACAACCAUAUUCAGUCAAUAUUUCAACAAUUGCCCAGUAGUUGAAGUUCAUGGACGUACCCAUCCUGUCCAAGAAUAUUUUCUUGAGGAUUGUGUACAAAUGCUGGGAUUCUCACCUCCACCAAUGAAUAGGAAAAGGAAAGAUCGUAAAAAUAAUAACAACAAUGACGAUGAUGAUGAAACUGGAAUGGGUGGCGAUGAUGAAGAAAAUCUCAACCUGCAAAUCAGCAAUAAUUACUCUGAAGCAACUCGACAUGCAUUAUCUCAACUGAGUGAGAAAGAAUUAAGUUUUGAAUUAAUUGAAGCAUUACUCAAGUAUAUUGCAGGUUUGAAUGUGCCUGGUGCAGUUCUUGUAUUUCUUCCUGGAUGGAAUCUUAUAUUCAUGUUAAUGAAGUAUCUGGAAAAUCAUCCUGUAUUCAGUGGACCAAAGUACAGAAUACUGCCAUUACAUUCUCAAAUACCAAGGGAAGAUCAACACAGAGUUUUUGAGCCAGUACCGGAGGGUGUAACAAAGAUAAUUCUGUCAACUAACAUUGCGGAAACGAGCAUCACAAUCAAUGAUGUUGUCUAUGUGAUUGAUUCAUGCAAAGUAAAAAUGAAGAUGUUCACUUCUCACAACAACAUGACAAAUUAUGCCACUGUAUGGGCCUCACAGUCCAACAUGGAACAAAGAAAAGGGCGAGCUGGUCGUGUUAGACCUGGUUUCUGCUUUUACAUGUGCAGUAGACCUCGUUAUGAAAAGCUUGAUACCCAUUCCACUCCUGAAAUGUUGAGAACUCCUCUUCAUGAAAUUGCUUUGAGUAUAAAACUACUUCAACUUGGAAGUAUUGGAGAAUUUUUAUCAAAGGCUCUUGAACCACCACCAUUGGAUGCAGUGAUUGAAGCAGAACAUUUACUUCGAGAAAUAAAUGCUUUAGAUAAAAAUGAUGAGCUGACUCCACUUGGUAGAAUUCUUGCUAAAUUACCUCUGGAACCAAGACUUGGAAAGAUGAUUGUACUCGGAUGCAAUUUCUUUGUCGGUGAUGCAAUGUGCAUCAUAGCUGCUGCAUCAUGUUUUCCUGAACCAUUUGAAAUGACAGGAAAAAGAUUGAGUUGGAAGCAUCGUGACUUUGCUGGAGAAAGAUUUUCCGAUCACGUAGCUUUAUUAUCUUGCUUUAAUGCAUGGGAAAGUGCAAGUAUGAGGGGAGAAGAUCAAGAGAAAGACUUUUGUGAAAGAAAACAAAUUACUAUGACAACACUUCGAAUGACAUCAGAAGCUAAGAAUCAACUCAGGGAUAUUCUCAUUAACGAAGGCUUUCCGGAAGAAUGUCUUCAACAUCAUUUCUUUAACUUUAAUGGUGAAGAUACGAAACUAGACAUUGUGAUAUCACUUCUAUGUGUUGGUGUUUAUCCAAAUGUGUGCAUUCAUAAAGAAAAGAGAAAGGUUUUGUGUGAAUCCAGAGCUGCUCUGAUACAUAAAUCAUCAGUCAAUUGUCCAUUCGGAAACAAAGAUUGCACUUUCCCAUCUCCCUUCUUUGUUUUUGGAGAAAAGAUUCGCACUAGAGCAGUGAGUGCAAAACAAAUGACGAUGGUGACACCAUUACAGCUUCUAAUAUUUAGUUCAAGUCAAGUAACUGCUCAUGAAGAAUUUGUUAAAAUAGAUGAUUGGAUUCGUCUUUGUAUGCCAUUGGAUGCGGCUGCUAGUUGCGUUGCUUUACGGACAGCACUUGAGGGAUUAAUAGUUCGUUCCACUUCAGAACCAGAGUCCAUAGCUAGUCCUCCUCCAGCUGAAGCAGAAAUGAUGGAUAUUGUUCGAGAAUUAUCAAAAGCAACUGCAGCUGGAAGUAAAGUGGAUCCGCAAGAGGCAUUGCACAGUUUUCGGCCAGAUGGUGCACCACAUAAGAUAUUUCGUGGUGGAAGAGGAUUCAGAGGUGGACGUGGGUUUUAUGGUGGUCCUCCACGGGGAGGUGGUUUUUAUGGAGGACGUGGGGGUGGAGGUGGAGGUUUUGGGGGCUUUCGUGGGGGUGGAUUUUGUGGUGGUCCACGAGGUGGUAGAGGAUAUGGAAGAUUUUCCAGAGGACGUGGCAGAUGGUGAAAGAUCAAGUUGGAUGUAUUGAAAUGCAAUCAUUUGUCAACAUUCUGCAUAACAAUGUUUUCCGUGAUGUGAUGGUCAGGGACGUAUGUCGGAGACUCUGAUAUGCUUCACAAUUUUAAAGAUUCAAGUAUUUUUUGUGUGCGCAGUAGUUUACGUUUUUUAGGCUUCAGUUAGUUAAAUAUCAGCUCAAAUUAUGCGAAUAUUCUCAACUUAAAUUAUGCGAGUUUAAAGGUUGGCAGUUCAAAAUUCAAUCCAACUUUUUUGACUUGCAUUUCACUAUGAAUUGCUUUUAUCCUGUGCGUAUUCAUGCAACCCAAUCUUCUAGCUCUUUUCGUCUCUUGAGAAGUGAGCACACUGAAGUCUGUUAUUGUCAUGAUUUAUCAAAUCAUCUUAUUUUCAUCUAUCUCCAACAAAGAUUAAUGAUUUUCCUAAUAGUAUACCACCCCAUUCUCAUCAGAAAAUUUUACUGUUUUUAUUAUUUUUUUUUGAUCGACUAAAAGCUUGAGCGCGAGAUAUCA
Styela clava is the source of this 5596-nucleotide messenger RNA. RefSeq names its product ATP-dependent RNA helicase A protein-like. Gene Ontology annotation, cellular component: ribonucleoprotein complex; intracellular anatomical structure; nucleolus. Lineage: Eukaryota; Metazoa; Chordata; Ascidiacea; Stolidobranchia; Styelidae. Gene Ontology annotation, biological process: regulation of mRNA processing; positive regulation of transcription by RNA polymerase II. Gene Ontology annotation, molecular function: ATP hydrolysis activity; 3'-5' DNA helicase activity; RNA helicase activity. The record is from RefSeq and is a predicted model, not a curated record.